GCGCCGGUGGGCGGGGCUCGAGGCGAAGCUGCGCUUGUGGUGCCGCCUUGUUAUUUUCACGCUCCGUUUGCGCAGAGGCUCGAUCCGCGCCGGGCGGGGAGAUCAGGCUGAGCCCCGCAGAGCCGCGGAGGUUGUGGCGGCUUUAACCGGAGCGUGACGACAGGCAUCCGGCUAGAAGGGAGCGGUGCGAGGGCCCCGGGGGUGGGGGGGGGCCCACAGCGGGUCUUGCAGAGGGGCUCAGGCCGGCUGAAGAGCCUCUGAGCCCGGCCUGAUGCAGAUGCAGACGGGGGGUCGGCCUCGGCUCUAACGCGAACCUCCACAUCCUCCAUCACGACCGGCUUUCUGAGCGCUCCUCGCAGCUGUAUCGCGUCGACGGAGGGUGGAAAGGAGGAGAGCAGCAUCGAGACCUUCCUCCCGCAGCUGCUGCACCCAGAGUCAUGGGCAACACGCCGGCUGCCAAGCGAGGAAACGAGAUGGAAAGCGUCAAAGAGUUCUUGGCCCUCGCCAGGGAAGACUUCCUCAGGAAAUGGGAGAAUCCUGCACAGAGCACAGCAUCUCUGGACCAGUUCGACUUGCUGAAGACUCUGGGCACGGGCUCAUUUGGCCGAGUGAUGCUCGUCAGACACCGAGAGAACGGCCAGCACUACGCCAUGAAGAUCCUCAACAAGCAGAAGGUGGUUAAACUGAAGCAGAUAGAGCACACUCUGAAUGAGAAGAGGAUUCUACAGGCUGUCAGUUUUCCGUUCCUCGUGCAGUUGGAAUUCUCAUUCAAGGAUAACAGUAAUCUGUACAUGGUGAUGGAAUAUGUUCAGGGAGGAGAGAUGUUCUCACACCUGCGUAGAAUCGGCAGGUUCAGUGAACCUCACGCCCGCUUUUAUGCAUCUCAGAUAGUGCUAACGUUUGAGUAUCUGCAUGCUCUGGACCUCAUCUACAGAGACCUGAAACCAGAAAACCUCCUCAUUGAUCAGCAGGGCUACAUACAGGUGACGGACUUUGGCUUUGCGAAACGAGUGAAAGGACGCACAUGGACGCUGUGUGGGACGCCGGAGUAUCUCGCUCCAGAGAUCAUCCUGAGCAAGGGUUAUAAUAAGGCCGUGGACUGGUGGGCUCUGGGCGUGUUGGUGUAUGAGAUGGCUGCUGGAUACCCUCCGUUCUUCGCUGAUCAGCCCAUCCACAUCUACGAGAAGAUCGUCUCAGGAAAGGUGCGCUUCCCUUCCCACUUCAGCUCAGACCUGAAGGAGCUGCUGAGGAACCUGCUGCAGGUGGACCUCACCAAGCGCUAUGGAAACCUCAAGAAUGGUGUCAACGACAUCAAGGGUCAUAAGUGGUUCUCUACCACUGACUGGAUAGCCAUUUACCAGCGGAGGGUGGAGGCUCCGUUUAUCCCGAAGUGCAGGGGCCCUGGCGACACCAGCAACUUUGACGACUACGAAGAGGAGGAGAUCCGAGUGUCCGUCACAGAGAAAUGCGCAAAAGAGUUUGCCGAGUUUUAGAAAAGCGUGAGCUUAUAGGAUAGAGCUGAAGAGAGAGAGAGAGAGAGGGUGAUAGAGAGAGGAAGAGGGAGAAAACGCAUGGUGGAUGAUUUGUUUUCUGUGUUUAGAGUCAGUGAGAGCAGCUAAAGGAGCACAGCGACGACCUUGAAGGACAGUCAGACGUUGCCUUCACCAUCUCGUUUCUUCACCGAUGCUCAUAUUCAUUCUUUUGGCUUCGAUUUCCUUUGAUGUGAUGUCGAUCACGUACGAUCUGGUGCCAGUGAAGUGUUCGGUAGCAGUCGAGAAGCAGAUAAACGAGCGCUCGGCGCGAACGCGAGCGUCUGUCCGGAGAUAGCGCCCUCCGGCGGCGUUCAUCCACACCUCAGGACCGUUCGGAGCCGAGCUAGGCCGUCAUAUCAACCAGACAAAACACAAAAAUAGAUAUGAUUCCUGUGUGACAACUGACAUGUUUUGGAUCCUUUGUGUUGCUGUAUUGUUUUACAGUGAAAAGGAGUCACAGUGGUUUUGAAUGGUGGUGAAAAAAAGCCAUGAUUCUAUCAUGUUGUAGUGCCGAGUGUAGGAAAUAUUAUGAUUAUUAUUAUUAUUAUUAUUAUUAUUAGUUCUUGUUUAUUAUUUGUCUGUGGGAGGGCGUCUGUGUCAGCAUAUCUUAUUGAUUAAUCUCGUGAAAACGUGCCAUAAAUUCCUUAAAAUCAGCUCAUUGGGGGACUGUUUGGGUGUUACAGGGGAAGUCCACCAAUCUUUCAAAAUGUAAGUAACUCUAGAGACGUAAACAGAGCCAUUCAGAGAGGCUUGCCGUGAAAUGCUCCAUGCGACUUUUUCCAGUGGUGGUGAUGGGAACCAGGGGACCCGAAUGCAGUGGUGUGCAAAAGUUUGGGCAACCCUGACAAAUUCAUAAAUUUAAACUCACAGAGUUUAAACUGGGGCGGCGGGGUUCCUUUGCAUCGGCCACUUUUUUAUGUUGUAUAUUUAUUUUAUGUUAAAUUCAACAAAGAAAUAAAAACAGUAAUUGUGCAUUAAAAUGUGCAGAGACAUUUUCACUUAGCAGCUAAUUUGACGGGGGUGCACAGACUUUUGCAUACGUUUUUUAUGUACUGAAAAAUGGUCAUAAUUCAUUUUACAUGACCCUUUUCCAACCUUUCUUUAACCCCCAGAGCGAGACUGUUUUUGUUACUGUGCCUUUAAGGCUGAUGCAUGGCUAUUGGAACAAAA
Messenger RNA from Pygocentrus nattereri (red-bellied piranha), 2702 nucleotides. RefSeq names its product protein kinase, cAMP-dependent, catalytic, alpha, genome duplicate b (gene prkacab). The record is from RefSeq and is a predicted model, not a curated record. The coding region runs from base 438 to 1493 and encodes 351 amino acids. Gene Ontology annotation, molecular function: protein kinase A regulatory subunit binding; ATP binding; cAMP-dependent protein kinase activity. Gene Ontology annotation, cellular component: nucleus; cAMP-dependent protein kinase complex. Lineage: Eukaryota; Metazoa; Chordata; Actinopteri; Characiformes; Serrasalmidae. Gene Ontology annotation, biological process: peptidyl-serine phosphorylation. The transcript is spliced from 10 exons.